GAGCCUUUAAAAAAGGCAUAGCGAUAAACUCUGAAAAGCAUUUAUAAUUUGACAGGGAAAGAAAAAACAGAAUAAUCAUUUGCUUUGCAACAAAGCUAAAAAAAAAAAGAAGCAAAUUGGGAGCUCUCCUCAUCCACAUUUUCUCUCCCCCAAGAAAUCAACUCAAAGGAAAAGGUAAAAUCCAGAAUCAUCGUCUUGUUUGAUCAUAGGUGAGAGAUCUUCUCAGCUUGUAAAACAGAGUCCCGAUUGUCAUAUAUCUAGGCAGAGAAGCUGAUUCAUCGUCCUAGGUUUCGCCAACAACAACAGCCGCCGCCGCCGCCUCAAAAAGUGUUUCUGUGAUUGCAUAGCUCGAUGGCGGGAUUAGAUAAACACGCAGAGAAGACGAAACCGUCCUCCUCCUCCUCCUUCUUCUUCAACAGAUCGCUCACAAUCCACGGCCACAGACCAACCGAUUCAACCCCCAAAUCUCACAGUACCCUGAACCCUUCCCUGAACCGAACCACCUCCAUAACCAAAUUCUACAACCCCGUCGUCGAAACCUCCUCUCUCAAAGGCAAAGUCAAGAACCUCUGCAGACUAUUCGAAGUCUCCAAAUCCUCCCCCAAACCUACCUCAACGCCACCACCCGAGAAGCAGCAGAAACCAAGCAAAUCGGUUUUAUCCGAAUCGCGGUUAUCCCCGUUCCUCAGCCUAAACAACUCCGUGAUCCGUCUCCCGGGGACGGAGGACAGGAUCGUGGUGUACUUCACCAGCCUGAGAGGGAUCAGGCGGACGUACGAGGAUUGCUACUCCGUGAGGAUGAUCUUCAGAGGGUUUAGGGUUUGGAUCGACGAGCGGGACGUCUCAAUGGACGCUGCUUACAAGAAGGAGCUUCAGAUCGCCAUGGGGGAGAGGAAGAGGAGCGUGUCGCUGCCUCAGGUUUUCAUCAUGGGGAAGCAUGUCGGUGGUGCUGACGUGGUCAAGAGUUUGUUUGAGAUUGGUGAGCUGGCGAAGAUACUUAAGCUGUUCCCCGUGAGGGAGCCGGGGUUUGUGUGUCGUUGCUGUGGGGACGCUAGGUUUAUUCCGUGUUCGAAUUGUAGUGGGAGUAAGAAGCUGUAUGAUGAGGAUGAAGAUAGGCACAAGAGGUGUCCUGAGUGUAAUGAGAAUGGGUUGAUACGUUGUCCUGAUUGCUCUUCUUAAGAGAGAGAUUUAAAUCAAGAAACCUCAAUAAGAGAUAGGUAUUUGGUUUCUCUAUUGAUGAUUUCAGUUUGUUGUCUUUGAACAGAAGUGAUUGAUGAUGCUGCUUCUUAAAGUAUCCGAAAAUCUCUUUAGGAUCAGCAGUAACAUCUCGCUUUCGGUUUUUUAAGGUUUGUUGUGAUCAUCGCGGGAGUGCUGAUGAUCAAUAUGAUUUAGAUAUAAUGUAAGGGCUAAUGUAAUUUAUGUAAAGUCGAAAUGGCUGAAACGGGUAGUAAGCGUUUUGACUCUAUUGUGUGUCAAUGUUGUGAAUGACAAACUCUGUUGUUAUGCUAUGUAUUUGAUUGUAAAUACACUUAGUGUGUUUAUUGGGUA
This is a messenger RNA of Raphanus sativus (radish), 1548 nucleotides long. RefSeq lists its product as uncharacterized. Bases 352 to 1179 code for a protein of 275 amino acids. The transcript is spliced from 2 exons. The record is from RefSeq and is a predicted model, not a curated record. NCBI's taxonomy places the organism in Eukaryota, Viridiplantae, Streptophyta, Magnoliopsida, Brassicales, Brassicaceae.